AGAAAACAGGAUUUUACAAGAAAACUUACAGAUUUGUUUUCCCCCCAACUGUGCCCAUUGAGGUAGACAAUAAGGAAAGUGAAACUGCUUCUGUUGUUCAUGUAGUGGCAUUUCUCCAGUUUUGACCAACAUUUUUGAAAUCAUGCCUGACUCUUAAAGAAGAAAGAGAAAUAAGGGAACAAGUCCUUUGCAUGUGGUAAAGAGAUUCCUUAAAUGUGUAUGUGUCCACCGCUGUAUUGCUUUUUGUUGGUUUCCGGCUCAUUGCGUUCCUCUCAAGAGAUGAGGAAGGUUCACACUUAAAAGGGAAUGUGAGCAAAAACAGGAAACCUCAGAACAAUCUUUGGUAGUGAUUCAUUUAAUUCAAGUUAGAAAUGCUUGUUGUGUUUAUUUUAUUAAAAAAUUCAAACUUGUAUACAUAUUUUUUCUAAAUACCACACAAGCCCAAUGAAGGCAUUUUUUGUGAUAUUGAGCUAUAUAAAUAAAAUUCAAAAUUGAAAAGCCUUUGCAUAACAUUAUUAUGUUUAUUUUAUCUUUGUUUGUUGUUGUUUUUUUUUUUUUUUAGGGUUUGGUAUUGACUCAAGCUAAAUCUGCAUUUUCCACUUGAUCGCUAUCAGACAAGAUGAACUCCAAGAUGAAACCUGAGCUCACUAAUGAGCAGCAGAAAGCAAUCUGCUCUCAGCUGGGAAAUGUUAUGAAACUGAAGUUGCUCUACAAAGCCAGCAUCCAUGGUUUUACCAGUGCAGCUUUCCACCAACACUGUGACAACAAGUCACCCACUGUGUCUGUGGGCUACAACAACUCUGGUUUUGUGUUUGGAGGCUACACCAGACAACCGUUCAGUCAGUCUGGACAGUUUGUAAGUGAUGAUAAGGCCUUUGUGUUCUCCUUCAGUGGAGAAAAGCUCAACAAAUAUCCAGUCACUGAUGCUUCACGUGCAGUGAAAAUGACAAAGAACAGUGGUCCUAACUUUGGGGACACACUGAUUCUUGCCAAUAAAAACAAGCCAAAAGUGUUCAGCAAUCCUGGAAGUCCCAGAAAUCCUUUCUGCAAAAAACAUUACAGCUUUACUGCUGAAGAGAUGCAUGACAAUAACCUGGACCUAACUCAAUGUGAAGUUUACCAGGUGGAAGAAUACCACACAUUUGAGAAACCAUGGAGGGAAGUGACUUGGAAGUAUGAGGAAAAGGAGAAGUUGAUCGAGAGAAUUAAAUCUUACAAACCUCCGAUCAGCUCUGUGCCUGCAGCCCAGGUUUUACUUGUUGGACCAGUUGGAGCUGGAAAGUCCAGCUUCUUCAAUUCUUUCAAGUCUGUAUUCAGAGGUCAUGUCACCGGCCAGGCCAUGGCUGGAACUUCCACAACCAGUGUGACAAGACUUUUUCGCACCUUUACCGUGAUGUCUGAACUGGAUGGCAAACUUCUGCCAUUUGUCAUUUGUGAUACCAUGGGACUGGAGGCAGAAGAGGGGGCAGGGCUUAAUCCUGUUGAGAUCAGUAACAUCAUCAAUGGUCACAUAUCUGACCAAUAUCAGUUCAACUCCUCUGUUCCUCUGCAUUCUGAGGCUCUAGGUUUCCGCAAAAAUCCAGAACUUAAAGACAAGAUCCACUGUGUGACUUAUGUCCUGGACGCCACCAAGAUCUCCAUCAUGCUUCAAAAUAUGGAGAAGAAACUGAAAGCUAUCCGUGAGACAGUCAACUUGUCAAGGAUCCCUCAGCUGGUGUUGCUCACUAAAAUAGAUGAAGCCUGCCCUCUGGUGAAAGAAGAUAUCACAAAAGUCUACAAGAGCACGUACAUCAAGGAAUUAAUGCAGGAGGCUGCAACUCGUAUCGGUGUAUCUUUGUCCUGCGUUGUUCCAGUGAAGAACUACAGUGAGGAGCUGAAACCAGACAUGAGCAUUGACAUCCUGCUGCUCAGUGCAGUCGAUCAGAUGCUCAACCUUGUGGAUGACUUCUUUGAUGAGCCCAGAGACUGAAUAAGCAGUAAUAGAAUCCUCCUCUUUGUCUUUUGGCUGCCCCCGUCAGAGGUCACUAUAACAAACCAUCUGUCUCCAUGCUAUUACGCAUUUCAAACUCCGGUCACUCUCUACCUGUCACCGUCAAAAAAUCCUCCCUCUUCCACAACCAAAAGUAUGCCCUCCUGCCUAUGGGCCUGCAGGAAUUUAGGACAGAAAGCUGCAAGAUUGUUGUUGUGAAACCUGUAAAUUCUACCUAACCUCUUAUCACAUUUUAGAAGACAUACAGAACUUGAGUUAAUUGGAUCUUGUGUUAAAUGAAAACAGCGAAGGCGAGAUGGCGCCUGUGUUUGGUUUGGCCACUGCCGGCAGCAGUCUGUGACAGAAAUCUAUGUUUAUGUUUAUUUCUGUUCUUUUGGUUUUAUUUUUUACAAUGUUUUAGCUGAUUUUGUUUAUGACCUUGUUAUACUGUUAUCUAUCAGAUUUUUGUUGACUGGCAAUGACACCUUGUCUUCCUGCGCCGGUGUUUUCUGUUCCCUGUAUUCGGUAUCUCCAGCCAGUUCCCAGACUGAAGGUCUACUGGGACUUCUCAGAUCUUGGUGGAAAAACCUGGCUGCGAUGGAAGCGUGGAGUAUUUGGUAGACGUUGUCGAGCAUUCCUGGCUACCCAUGAUCUGUCGGCUUUCUCCGAUCCAGACGCUCCUCCCGUGUCCCUGGUCCGACAUCCAGGAUCUGGAUUCCUGACGCAGUGUUACUGAAGACUGUUUAUCCAGACUUUUCUUUUGACUGGCCGUCUCUCCCCGACGUUUUCAAUUAGCGGAUCGUCCGGGAUCUAACCCUGAACUCCCCUGUCCCCUGACGUGGGUCGCUAGCAGUUGGGCUCCUGUCCCAUUAAAACUAGAAUGGCCCCUGUCACAAAAGUAUCUCCCUAGAUUAACAACAGUAUUCGCCGUCAAAAACAGUCUUGCAGAAAAAUUAAACAUUUGUGGAAAAAACUCACCUGCAUGUUCAUCUCCUUUAUCUUGAAGAUCUUUUAGUUUCUUUCAACAAUGCUGUUAGAGAUAUGAGGGCUGCAUAUUUGACCAAUCUCAUUUCUAAAUGCAGAGGUAAUCCUAAGGUGCUGUUUAACACAAUUAGUGAAGUUGUUAGGCGUAGUCCACCUGCUGUUCUCAUCCACUCAAAUUAUGAUUGUGAAAGAUUUCUUAUUAUUUUUCAUUGAAAAAGUAAGAUCUGUGCAAAACUCUCUGUGUCACACAGCCGCCUUAGUUUCUCUUCCUACCCCACCUCGGCCUGUGAUGUUAGACACGUUUCCACCCGUUUGUCGCCCUGAGGUAGUCAGAUUAAUGGGCACAAUGAAGUCAUCUUCCUGCUCCCUCGAUGUGUUGCCAACACCUUUGCUUAAAGGUGUCU
Molecule: messenger RNA, 3357 nt
Organism: Oryzias melastigma (Indian medaka)
Lineage: Eukaryota; Metazoa; Chordata; Actinopteri; Beloniformes; Adrianichthyidae
Product: interferon-induced protein 44-like
Exons: 7
Coding region: 620-1969 (449 amino acids)
Source: RefSeq, a predicted model, not a curated record